AUGAAAUCAUUCACUAUCAAUCGACAAUUGAUAACAUCAACAAUGAAACCAAACAAAGAGAUUGAAGAAACAGCAGCGGCGGAAGGCGCUUUUGUUUAUCAUGGAGUGAAACACGGACAUUCUUAUUUAUCACAACAAUGCACCACAAAUGUCCUCAAAACAACUUUUUCGUCUUCUUCUGCAAUUGCAAAAUCAAUGUCUUGCGGACGAACAAAGUGUAAUUCGAUUCCAGUCAAUGUUUUAGCUCCAUAUUUUACUCAAAAAGUUUUAACUGAAGUAAAAGAAGCAUAUUUUUAUUCUAUAAUGUUUGAUGCCUCGAAUAAAGGCAAUACAAAAUUUUUUCCAGUUUGUGUACAAUAUUUUUCAAAAAUUGGAGUGAAAAAAGGUAUUAUCGAUCUGAUCGAUGAUGCUGAUGAAUCAGCAACGAAUAUCUUUGAGAAUCUUAUGACUGUAAUUAAAAAAUCUGGUUUCCCAUUCGAUGGUCUUACAUCGAUCGGAGCUGAUAAUACUAAUGUGAAUAUGGGUAAUGAUCAUAGUGUUUAUACAUUAUUUAACAAUGAAAUUGAAAAUCUAUUUAAAGGAAACUGUUACUGUCAUAUAUUGCACAAUGGGGUGAAGUGGGUUCAUCAGCAGUUGACUGUCGAUAUUGAGAAAUUUCUUAUGAUGACCUAUGCUCAUUGUUCACGUUCAGCCAAGAGAAUUGAAGAACUAAAGAGUUAUUAUGAAUUUUACGAACAGGAUUUUCAUGUUUUGCUAAAGCACAUAAAAAUUCGAUGGCUAUCGUUGUAUUCAUCAAUUGAACGCUUAUUACUUGUUUACAAAUCAGUAAAGAACUAUUUCACCGACCAAUUAAACAAGGAAAUUCCUAAAGAAUUAGAAAAGCAUUAUCAAUCUGAAGAAACAUUAUGUGUUUUAUCAUUCUUGCAUCAUGUUCUUUUUGAGAUCCAAAAACCUAAUUUGGAGUUACAAAAAAAAUGUAUUACAGCAAUUGAUUUAAAUCGAAUAAUUAUAUCGCUUCAAUACAAAUUAAAACAACGUUUGGACACAGGUCUUUUUGGAAUUCAUUGUCGACAAAUAUUAAAUCGAAUACCAUCUAAUACUAGCAUCGAACUACAAGCUUCGUUCGUACGAUUCAUCUCGAAAUUUUUGGAGUAUGUUGACAAAUAUUUCUCCCAAAAUGUUGCUAUUCUCGAAGCUAUUGGGCAUUUCGGUAAUGGAAUUGAAAAUCUUACUUAG
This is a messenger RNA of Rotaria socialis, 1236 nucleotides long. Lineage: Eukaryota; Metazoa; Rotifera; Eurotatoria; Philodinida; Philodinidae. The record is from the annotation of a GenBank genome assembly.